AUAUAUAUACACACACACACACACACACAUACGUAUAUACGAAGUAGAUAUAUACAUGCAAUUUUCAAACCCAGCGAUAUACUAUAAAUAAAGCUUCGAAACCACUCUAAAAACCUUCCCCUUCGUGAGACGAAUCCAACGGAGAAAGAAUCGUGGAAAAAGGACGUCGGAGUAGGGAGAAAUAGCUCGCCGGAGUUUCGCCGGGGAAAACUUUCACGACGGAAAACGGAGAAGAAAGAGGAGCCGCCGCUGCCGCCAACCCACCACCAAUCUUCGCCGUCCCAGAAGGAGCGCACCGCCGUUGUUCACCGCCAGUAGAGGUGCUCAUUUAGAGACCGGAACUGAAGAAGAGAAUUAGGAGCAUCGGGAUUUAAGGAGACUUUGUGAUGGAUCGUCGUUCGAUAAUGGCCAUAGCCAAGGCCAAGGCGGCCGAGGAGCUGGCUGCGAAGGCGGCCGAGGCGGCGAGGCGUGCCGCGGCCGAGGGAGGCGAGGCUGCUGCUGGUGUGGUCCCGAAGCCUGCCCAAUCAAAGAAGAAAUGGCCUCCCACUGAUGGCCAGAAGAAGCUGACCGAGGCUGGUCUGAAUCUCGCCAAGAAGACGAAGAGGGUGCCGUCUCCUUCCCUUGCCGAUGAGGUCGGCGUUCUGACCGUCCCAAACAUGGACGAUGGUGGUUCUGGCAAUGCUGUCGCCGUUGUGGAUCUUACCGCUGCUCCUUCCAGUGCCGUUGCUCAACCGCUCCCUCUCGGCCAGGAGACUCGGACGAAAUGGGCUGGCAAGGAGAUUGCCACUGCCACUUACCAGAAAGUGGUGGAGUACCCCGUUGGCGGGGGUGUCUUUGAUGAUGGCGUUGACGGCCAUGAUGUGCUUGCCUAGGCCAUGCCGGCCAAGGAUCGGGGCUACCUCAACAAGCUCAGGGAUGUCAAGAUCCAUGAAGGCGGGAUGGACCUCAUCGUCCAAGGUGCCUUUAUGCUCAUGGAGAGCAACAAAAGGCAACAACAGGAGAUUGCUCGCCUGAAGGAGCUCGAGCGAAAGGCUGCCUCGGCCGAUGAGGCGAUGGCCUGCUUGGAUCGGCUUCGAGAGGAUGCCAAAGCUCUGCAGAAGAGAGCCGAUGAGGCUGCUGCAGCCAAGGACGAUGCCCUGGCCAAGCUUGCGGAGAGCCAGAGGGCACUUGAGGUGGAGCGGCACAGGACUGAUGAGGCCGUGAAGGCUAAGAUUGAGGCCGAGGCUGCCGCUGUGAAGGCCGCUGAUGAGGCCGUCCAACAAUUCCUGGCCGAGGGCUGGAAGGCCGACGAGCGGCUCCCCUGGUGCUAUGAAGUUGUGGCCGCCAAGCUCGAGGAUUGGGGAAUGAACUCCCCCGCCGGCCAGGAGUACUUUCAAAG
Cuscuta europaea is the source of this 1378-nucleotide messenger RNA. The record is from the annotation of a GenBank genome assembly. Lineage: Eukaryota; Viridiplantae; Streptophyta; Magnoliopsida; Solanales; Convolvulaceae.